GAAUAUCGUCGUGUGGCGUAUUUUUGCAUACCCACGACGCCGUUGGGAAUCCCACGCAUCCCAUAAUCUCCCCGGAUUCGAUGUUGAACUUCCAGGGAGAUUUAUCCUUCAUCGACAAACUCAAAAGCUUUCUAUUCAAUAUCUGGUACAGAGCGAUAUACUACUGGUACGCCUUACCGAUGGCUGACAGAGUAGCCAGGAAAUAUUUUGGAGAGGACAUGCCUUAUUUGGGAGACAUCGAGAGGAAUAUCAGUCUUCUUCUGUUGAAUGUUAACCCCAUCAUGCAGACUGUUAGGGCGAAUGUGCCCAAUGUCAUCGAAGUCAAUCAGAUGCAUAUCAGGGAAAAGAAACCUCUUCCCAAGGAUCUCCAGGAGUAUUUGGAUUCCUCUUCAGAAGGGGUGGUGUACUUCAGUCUCGGUUCCAAUGUGAAGAGCGCAAAUCUGACUUCGAGAAUGAGAGAUGUGAUCAUGGGAGCCUUUUCUGAAGUACCGUACAACAUUUUGUGGAAAUUCGAAACUGACGAUUUGUCGGGGCGACCAGACAACGUUUUGACAAGGAAAUGGUUGCCUCAACAGGAUGUUCUAGGUCACCCAAACAUAAAAGCGUUCAUCACCCAAGGAGGAGCACAAUCUAUCGAAGAAGCAAUUUACAACGAAGUACCAAUGAUUGGAAUACCCUUCAUAACUGAUCAACCUACUAAUGUGAGGAGAGUUGUCGAUCUAGGAAUGGGUCUUGGUCUGGACUACCGAACUAUGACGAAAGGGCAACUGAAGAACGCCAUUCAGGAGGUGAUUGAAAACAAAAAGUACAAGAAGCGAGUUCAAGAAUCAAAAGCAAUACUCGUUGACCAACCAAUAAAAGGGGUUGAAAAAGCAGUGUGGUGGAUAGAAUAUGUAAUAAGACACAAAGGAGCUAGAAUCCUUCGAAGUCCUUCUGCUGAUAUGCCUUUCGCUGAGUACUUUAUGCUGGAUGUUAUUGGUUUUAUCCUAUUGUGUAUUUGCUUGUCAUUCUAUGCCGUAGAAAAAGUUUUCGCACUACUUAGAUAUAUAUUGUACUCUAGGCGUACUAAAUUGAAAGAAAACUAACUUAUUUGGAUGAAAUCAUUUGUGAUAUUUAUUUUUCUAAUAAAUUUAUUAUCAAAACACAUA
Molecule: messenger RNA, 1148 nt
Organism: Leptinotarsa decemlineata (Colorado potato beetle)
Lineage: Eukaryota; Metazoa; Arthropoda; Insecta; Coleoptera; Chrysomelidae
Product: UDP-glucosyltransferase 2
Molecular function (GO): UDP-glycosyltransferase activity
Source: RefSeq, a predicted model, not a curated record